AUGUCUUUCUUCCAUGAUGCCUUUUCCAGCUACGAGGACGGUCUUCUUGGCUUCUCCGACGACGAUCUCUUCGGAGGUGAUGUCGAUUUCGGCCAUGUCAACAACUACCCAGACGUUCAGACGUCCAAUGCCCCUGGUGAGACUGCCGCCGCCAAUUCCAACGAUACCAAUUUGUUCAACGAGUUCAUCAACUCCGAUGCUGUCGACCUCGGCACCACCAACACGGCAUCUGCAGCUCUCGAGCCAGCUGCGAACGACAAUGCCGGCCCUUCCGGACUCGAGCAACCAACCGCUGCUGAUGCAGCCGAGAUCGACUGUGCAAGCUCGGUCGCCCCGUCUCCUCGCGAGACCACGCCUGUUGCCAGUGCCGCUGCGGCCCUUCCCCCAUUUCUCCAAUCUCCGGCCGAUAAGUACGUCGACCUCACCGAAGAUUCUCCCCCGGUGGUCGACCUCACCUCCGACUCUCUUCCGCCCUCCGCCGACUCUCUCCCGCCUCCCUCCGCGCCGCCCUCCGCCGACCAUGCCCCUUUCUCCCAGCAUGUCGCUCCAGAAGUGCCUCGCCGCGCGGAGAGUGUGGAGGCUUCGGUUGGUUCCUCGAGCGCCGAGCCUCUGCAAUUCGCAUCAGCAGCGGAGGCAGCGGCGGUAGUGUUCGCCCGUCAAGCGCUGGAUCUGCCGGCGAGCUCAGACGACCAUGCUGAGGUGGAGAAGAAUGCCGCUUCCAACGUCCGCCGCAUUGUCGCUGCCUUUGAGGCCGACUACAGAGCUUCGCCGCCCAACGUCGCCAUCGGAGCGACCGAAGCCGCCCGCUGGAUCGAGGUUCAGGAGCGCUACGUCGACAAGGUUGCGAAAUUGCAGGCUAAACAGCCAUACAUGGUCGAAGCAGCUGCUUGGAUUGUGUUGCAGAGCCUGAUUGAGAUGCACAAACUGGGCCGCAAGAGGACAGUCGAGAAGUGGGAGCGCAACACGAAGUGCUCUGCCCGGCUCAACGCCAUCAUUGACGCCAUCGCUGAUUACACAAUCAUCCGCUUCGAUGUCAUCCGCCUUGUCAGCAUCGAUGACUUUGUCGCCUCGCCGUCAGCUGCCAUCUCCCGCAAGUCCGCCAACUGGCGUGGAAAUACCAUGAAGGUCAAGAAGGACGAGGCCAACCUGGAAGAGGCCGCGGGCAGCAAUGUCAAGUACCAGCCUGUGUUUGGUGGCGGUAAGAAGCGCAAGAAUGGUAGCACGCCGUCCGAUGGUUCUUCGACCUCUCCUAUCAGUAUCCCCUCCGAGAAUGAGCCAGAGAAGCCAAGCAAGAAGAAGCGCAAGACUGCCACUCCCAAGCAGUCACAAGCGAACUCGAUGCCCACGUAUGCCACUCCGAACAGCGGCUACGCCUCCACCCACGAUCAGCAGCAAGCCACUCCCACAUCCAUGCCAACGUUCGACCCCUACACCGGCGAAUUCGCCUCUGCGUCCGACCUUCAGCAGGCUACGCCAACGUCAGCUUACCCCUCCCUCAAUGCUGGCUAUGCUACCACUGAGUAUCCACCAGUCAUGCCAUCAUACAACACUCCGAACAACAACUACACUCCGACCUCUCAGUACCAGCAGUCCAUGGCCACUCCAAUGUCUGAAUACAGUCCCCUUCAGAGCAACUACACUCCUGCAUCUCAGUAUGCCCAGAGCAACUACGCUGCUGCCCCUCAGCAUGCUCAGAGCAACUACGCCGCCUCCACCCCGCAGCAGGCCUACCACAACUACGCCACUCCCGCUCAGCAGCAGACUUACAACAACCACGCCGUCUCCACCCCGCAGCAGGCCUACAACAACCACGCCGCUCCCACUGAGCAGCAGUCCUACAAUGGCUACAUCGCCGCCGCUCAGCAGGCCCAGAACAACUUCGCGUCCGCCAUCCAGCAGGCCCCGUCAACGUCGACGCCCAUGCAAGCGUACGAUCCCGCGUCCGAUGGAUUCGACUGGGCAUCGUUGGACAUGAAGACUAUCAUGCAGAAUUUCGGAAAUGGAACUUGA
Molecule: messenger RNA, 2010 nt
Organism: Zymoseptoria tritici IPO323
Lineage: Eukaryota; Fungi; Ascomycota; Dothideomycetes; Mycosphaerellales; Mycosphaerellaceae
Exons: 2
Coding region: 1-2010 (669 amino acids)
Source: RefSeq, a predicted model, not a curated record